AUAUAAAACUGAAAAUAUAUAAAAUACAGGGAUCUUAAAUUAGCAAAUUUCAAUUAAAGCCAAGUAUACAACACUUAAAUACCUUAAGACUAAUAUUAGAAAAAUUCAAUUAAAACUAUAAAUAUUAAAGAAACCUAAUUCUCAUAACUGCAACUAAGUAUUUCAAGUAAAAAAUACUAAUUAAUUUUCAAAUAUUAAUUCUAUAAGAAAACAACGUUUUUAAAGUCCAACAACUGGAGACUAAAGAGCGCGGUUACCAAGGUUUCUAUUCAUAAAAAAAGCAUUUAGAUCGCAAACUAUUCGUUGGUAUGCUAAGCAAGCAGCAAACUGAAGAGGAUGUUAGACAAUUAUUCAGCCCUUUUGGCAGCAUAGAAGAGUGCACCAUUCUGCGUGGUCCGGAAGGCGCCAGCAAAGGUUGUGCUUUCGUCAAAUUUAGUUCGCAACAGGAGGCCCAGUCCGCCAUAACCAAUUUACACGGAAGUCAAACUAUGCCGGUAAGUCUACAUAAUUUGCGAUCCUACGUAAGUAAUUAACAUUAUAAAUAUUUGUAACUACAAAUAGUAUUCACAAAUACAGCACUCAUACAAUGCAAUGAGAAAAUUACACGGUGCAUUAGCCAAAAAAAUACAAAAAAUGGUAUAGCAAAAAUGAAAGACCUUUUUUUACAGUAUAUUGUAGCUUCCCUCCGCCGCCGUAGCCGAAUGGGUUGGUGCGUCACUACCAUCCGGAAUUCAGAGAGAGAACGUAGGUUCGAAUCCUGGUAGAAUACCAAAAUUGAGAAGACGUUUUUUUCUUAUAGCGGUCGCCCCUCUACAGGCAAUGACAAACCCCCGAGUGUAUUUCUGUCACGCCAAAAAGGAGGAGCAGCUCAGCCAAACAUCCAAUAAAGGAUGUAUGCGCCAGUUACAUACGUAUAUAUAGAUAUAUAUUGUAGCUUCCCUAAUUUGUUCUCAAUUUGGUCUAAAUUAUUUAGAGAAAAACUAUUAUAAAACGACAUUUCUACAAUAUUAGCUUUAAAAUUCGAUAAAACAAUUUAAUGGCGCAUAUUUUAACGGAAUAUUUCGGAGAAAAUUUCUCAGCCAAAAACUAGGUGUGAUAAUGGACAAAAGUGCACCAGUAAUUUAUUUCUAACACUUUUGAACCUAUCGGACUCACUAUCUGCUCCAAUGAAUUGCAAUCUGUACAUAACACUUACCAGCAACAGUUAUAUUAGAGCAACUUCGCAAAACUUCCGAAAAUGUAUUAUUUAUGUAUUAUGUUUAUUUAUAUGUAUUUCAAAGAAGAAUAAACAGUAGAAUAUUUCUUACUUUUUGGACUCUUUUGACUCUCAUACGGUACUAUCCGGUGUUGAGAUUGAACCUAUCCUACGCUUCAAAAGAGCGUCCAAAUGGUACUAGAUUUAAAACUACCUCCAAAAAUAUGUUUUUAAAUGUUUUAAUUAAAUUAAUUUCCUAAACCACUCUUCCCACAAAAUCAUGGCAGAUUAUAGAAGAAUUUUAGCUUAAAGGGCUUCUCAAAACUGUUCAAUGGAAUCAGCGGACCGGAGAUGUAUUUGUGAAAAAAAAUUUGCAUAGUGAAUGAGUUAAAAAUUAAAGGCUUAAAAAGCACAACUUUCCCUUUAGAAGUCUAAUUGCGUCCCGACUUUGUUGAAUUAUUCAAGUUUUAUUUAAACAGAUCUUCGAAAAAGCAAAAUUUUAGCCAAAAAUAUCAUUAUUAUAUAUUACUUUCAUGACUUUCAUUAAUAAAAUGUUUAAACAUUUUAUCAGUACCUUUUAUUCUUAAACUUUUCUAUCAUUUGAAGCGAGGUUUUGGAAAUAUAAAUUGUAUGCGUAAAAAACUCGAUUUUUGAAGUUAUUCUCAAAUCACUCCGACUUACAUAGAUAGAUCUUCCUAUUUUUCCGAAGUAUUUUUUGGCGGAAAUCUUAAUAUCUGUAUAGCUUUCAAUAGAAAAACUUUACUUAUUUUAUUGUUUUUUAUUUUUACGGAGAGAGACGUUCUAUUGUGUACACUGUAUACUGCACUACAUAAAUAACUAUAUGGCGCAUGAAGUAUCCCAGUAUUUGCUCGAAGUAGGAGGCUCUCACAGCAUUCUUAGGGCAGUUUCCACUAGCAGUAACUCAAAGUGAGUGUAAAGUUCAUUUUAAACACAGACUUCGCGCACUUUUUACGACCAACACAACCAUAAAACUAAAAGGACACCAAACAUUUGCAAAAAAGAAAAAAUAAAAAAAAUACAAAAUCAUAAAACUUACGCGAAACUGCAUUAUAAAUGACAGACGCAUGGAAAAUGCUGUAAAAGCGCAUGUGAACGACUCAAUUCGCACAUUUCCUGAAAACAAUUGCACUGCACUGCUCUACACCGCGCAAUACGGAGUAAAGUACAUUUACCAUGGCGUGUGUGAGUGUAUGCAUUUGUAAGUAUCUAUCGCGCGUAAAAGGGCAUUGAAAUGGCACGCAUGUUAAAAUGGCAAAGCAUAAAAAUCCAAGUGGAAAAGCGGAAAUGUAAAGAAGUCCAACAACUUGCAAUAAGUUAAAAAAAGACAUAAAACCAAAAAACAAAAAAUACAUUAUCAAGAUUUUAGUGAGUAGUGGACGCUUGUGACACGUACAACACUGGCAGCAGAGGCAGCAAGACUGCAGUGGCAAACAGUAUGCGCGCAUUGCGCUUUUGCUGAAUACUAACUUAAAGGAAAUGAGAAUUUUUGGUUAGAGCAAGUGCAAGUUCUACUAUUCAUGCGUACGUAUGUGCAUGUGUAUGUAAAUGGCACAUUCGUGCAACUCAUAAAAAAGUCAUUGCUGUUAAAAGUGGAAAACUUCCGGUGCUUCGAAACAACUGAGAAAUAAAAUGCUUGCAAAGUUGGGAGUAAGUAGUAAGUCGUAAAAGUUUGAGGAGAAGGAGUAGUUAGAGAAGUAAUUGUGAUCGCAGUAGUUGGUGAAAAAAAGAAAAAUUUAAUCAUGCUGAAGUAAAAAACAAGAAAAGCAACAAGCAAUAAGGAGUCAGCGCCGCCGGCGCAACAAAACAGAAAGAAGGCACCUAUGAUCCACUACUGCAACAUUGUAUUACUUACAAUAUAAAGCUUUUGUAGUAGCCACUCGCUAACCUACCAGUUUGUCAACUAAAGCGUCAAUGUUGCUGA
This is a messenger RNA of Anastrepha ludens (Mexican fruit fly), 3137 nucleotides long. Its product is annotated as CUGBP Elav-like family member 4. Gene Ontology annotation, molecular function: mRNA binding. The record is from RefSeq and is a predicted model, not a curated record. The transcript is spliced from 4 exons. Gene Ontology annotation, cellular component: ribonucleoprotein complex; cytoplasm; nucleus. The coding region runs from base 309 to 533 and encodes 74 amino acids. Gene Ontology annotation, biological process: regulation of alternative mRNA splicing, via spliceosome; mRNA splice site recognition. NCBI's taxonomy places the organism in Eukaryota, Metazoa, Arthropoda, Insecta, Diptera, Tephritidae.